UACAUACGUACAUGAUGGCAGCACAGUGUCGCCGCCGACGGUCAAGGGAAUCAAAACGAUUGCGUAGGAGUAAAAUGUGGGGGGCUACCAAGGUAGAGACUACGCGGCCGCCAGUCAGCGCAACACUUAUUCUUGAUGGUGAAGCAGGUGGUGUAGUUACUAAUGGUAUUUACGCUGGGAGAUAAUCGCGUCAUAGAUUGAGAAUAGUACUGCGCUAGCAGCGAUUGCGAGCGAGGUGACCAACCUCCCGACGUCCAAAUUGUGUUGUGGCGAUCUCUAAAUACGUAGUUAUGAAUGAUGGCGAUGACCUACUAGGUGGCACGGAGCCAGGCGGUUGGAACGUGUAUAAAUGGAUGAAAUGGAGAAGAGCAAGCAACAAAUUGACACUUGAGUAUUACAUGAGUUCGGAUGACCGGGAGCGAGGGUCAGCGAAAGUGAAAGGAUGUUAAAAUGUUGCAAGCUCCAUGGAUAUGAUCGAUCAUAGGAGCAGGACAACGGUGAGAGUGGCCGUGUUGAAAUCGCAAGCUUCGAAUUCUCUGACACGCUUCGGGGUAUGUUUCGCUGCAGGAAAAUCAUAAUUAGUUCUCCCGCGAACGUUAAGGCUGGGUGGCAGGA
This is a messenger RNA of Serpula lacrymans var. lacrymans S7.9, 615 nucleotides long. RefSeq lists its product as uncharacterized. The record is from RefSeq and is a predicted model, not a curated record. Lineage: Eukaryota; Fungi; Basidiomycota; Agaricomycetes; Boletales; Serpulaceae. The transcript is spliced from 2 exons. Bases 12 to 185 code for a protein of 57 amino acids.